GUUGCCUUGCGCCUCCAACCCUUCGUCAUCAAAGUUUAGCGCAGAAGUGCAGACUAAAAUAGUGACAGCCAGGGGCUCGCCUGCAUAAUGCACAUCCAUGUGUACGUGCGUACAUGGAUGUACAUCCCUAAUAAUUGAUGUGCAUUUAGCACAGUGUAUGCAGCAGUGCACUCCAGCCACUCUUCAUCCGUGCAGCGUUGUGCAGACCGUUGCACAUGUGGUAUGAGGCAUGGGCAAUUGAGUGCAGACGCCACGCCAGCCCAUGCCCCAUGGCCCCCCGCAGCAAUCCCAUCCCACACACUACCUCCCUCAGCCUCCUACUGUCCACGUCUGCCCAGUGCCUACAUGCCCACAGGUCCAGAUUCCACACUCGUCAACAGAGAGCUGUUGCAAACUCGUUGCCCAUUCGGCGUUGUCGGCCGACCUGCGAACGUCAAGCGUCGUCGUGGCUCGACUGUCGAGGACAGCUUUGAAAACUUUGUCGAGUUUGCUUUGACGGUCGAAACGUGUGAGAAUGCGACGCUUGACGCAUGCCAACCUGUCAACUGCAGAAUUGCCGUAGAUGAAAUGACCGUUGUGCUUCACAUAAUACACGGUCGACGCGUGAACGCCUUGCGACCAUACCCUACUGCCCUCUCCAAUCUUCAUUGCUAUAUCCCGAGUUCCCUCGAUCAAAAGAAUUAGAAGAAAAGCGGUUACAGACACUCACGGUCCGCCUUGGCAAGUCCUGAGAUAACUGUGGCGGUCCCGAAAGGAGGCGGUGGGUUCCCCCUUCUACAACAUGAGAGCAUGAAGUUC
Messenger RNA from Tilletiaria anomala UBC 951, 798 nucleotides. RefSeq lists its product as uncharacterized. Lineage: Eukaryota; Fungi; Basidiomycota; Exobasidiomycetes; Georgefischeriales; Tilletiariaceae. The coding region runs from base 223 to 684 and encodes 153 amino acids. The transcript has 2 exons. The record is from RefSeq and is a predicted model, not a curated record.